This is a messenger RNA of Striga hermonthica, 3156 nucleotides long. The record is from the annotation of a GenBank genome assembly. NCBI's taxonomy places the organism in Eukaryota, Viridiplantae, Streptophyta, Magnoliopsida, Lamiales, Orobanchaceae.
AUGAUUGGUGAACCACCGCCAAGGAAAGUUGGGAUGCCGAAACUCAAGCGUUGCAGCUCAGCGGCGGAUUCAGGAAUUGGGAAUAGCGACGGAUUUGAGCAAUCACGCGUCGUCGCUAGAAAUCCCGUGAUGAUGCAGAAGACGACCGAUCAGUGUUUUACGGUUCCUGUCGCUCAAAUCGAGGCGAGCGGUGCUGGUUUUUCAAACUGUUGGGCGGCGACUGGAGUCCGAUCCUUCAAUGCUGGAGGGGACUCCACGGUUCGCGAGGCUGCUGAAAAUAAGCCUCCAUUGUUGAAGUCCUCCAGAGGGCGCAAGCAGGCGCUCCCCAUGAAAUUCAGCGACUCGGUUUUGCACUCGUGGAAGAAAGAAAAGUCAGAGUGUGGUGAUGAUCCGAAGAGCUGUGUGGAUGAUAAUGAUGAAUGCGUUCAGGAUAACAAGAAGUUGAAGCGGAAGGAGGCGUCUGCAUCCUACGGGGACAUAUACUUGGUGAAGAAACCACGGACAGAAAAGCAGUAUGGUAACUUCCAGUUGAAAAGCAUUACUUCUGAGCCAUAUCCGAGUUCCCUCAAUUCAGCGACGUCCAUAAAUGAAGGAAGUUCCUCUUCUCCAAUGAUGGAUAGAGUUGGGAAGCUGAAUGGGCAUGCAGGACCGAUGAGGCCCGUGAAGAAGAAAGUAGUUGAGAAAAAGGCUGAUUUUUAUGAGCCCAGUGAUUUUGCUACGGGAGAUGUAGUCUGGGCGAAAUGUGGGAAGCAUUUUCCUGCUUGGCCUGCAGUUGUGAUUGACCCCCUCUGGCAAGCUCCUGAGCCUGUACUGAGAGCUUGUGUUCCCGGCACUCUUUGUGUGAUGUUUUAUGGGUACUCCAGAAGUGGACAAAGGGAUUAUGGGUGGAUAAAAGCUGGAAUGGUUUUUCCGUUACAUGAGUACAUGGACAGAUUUCAGGGGCAGACCAAGUUGCAUGGUAGUAAGCCAAGCGAUUUCCUUAGGGCUAUAGAGGAGGCAGUUUUAGUAGAAAAUGGCUACGAUAAUUCGGACAUGGGAACCAGGCAGGAAACAUUACCUGUGCCAGAUCACGGGGAUGUUGAAGAAGCAACUGGUUCGAAUCAGGAGUCUGAAUUUAGCCAAUUUCAUUUUGCUUCCUUGUUACAGGAGAUGCCUAGUAAAAAAAAAGAGACCCGAACUUGUGGCUGCUGUGGUUUGAUAUUUCCAUCUAGAAUGUUGAAAAAAAUUAAGAAUGCAACAACCAAGGCCCUUUUUCUGUGUGAGCAUUGUAUUACGUUAAGAAAAUCCAAUCAAUUUUGUGGUAUUUGCAAGCAAAUUUGGCAUCAUUCAAAUGGUGGCAGUUGGGUAUGUUGUGAUGGUUGUGAUGUUUGGAUCCAUACUAAGUGUGCCAACAUUUCAUCUAAGCUUUUGAAGGAUCUGAAAAGUACGGAGUACUUCUGCCCUGAGUGCAGAGCUAAACCGUCAUCUGAACUAUUGGCUUUGGAUAAUCAGCAACUAUAUCUUAGUCCUGCAGAGCGGCUUGAAAGCAAAAAACCACCAGACAAGAUAACAGUUAUCUGCAAUGGCGUGGAAGGGAAUUAUUAUCCGAGUCUUCAUUUGGUUCAGUGUACAUGUGGUUCAUGUGGUACAAGGAAGUGUGGGCUCAAUGAGUGGGAACGGCAUACAGGAUGUAGAGCGAAGAAAUGGAAGUACAGUGUUAAAGUGAAGGGCUCUAAAUUAACACUUGAAAAAUGGAUGUCGCUGUACAAUUUACAUGGCUUCAGUUCUACUCGGUUGGAUAAGCAGCAGUUGUUUUCUUUUCUGAAAGAAAAUUACCAUCCUGUUCAUGCAAAGUGGACCACUGAAAGAUGUGCUAUUUGUAGAUGGGUUGAAGACUGGGACUACAACAAAAUAGUAAUAUGCAACAGGUGUCAGAUAGCAGUACAUCAAGAAUGUUAUGGAGUGAGGAAUACUCAAGAUUUUGCUUUGUGGGUAUGCCGUGCAUGUGAAACCCCAGAAUUCGAGAGGGAAUGUUGCCUCUGUCCUGUAAAAGGGGGUGCACUGAAGCCAACUGAUGUUGAUGAUUUAUGGAUUCAUGUUACCUGCGCGUGGUUUCGCCCAGAAGUUGCUUUCUUAAACGCGGAGAAAAUGGAGCCUGCUGUUGGGCUUCUUAAAGUUCCACCAAACUCGUUUGCUAAGGCAUGUGUUAUUUGCAAGCAGAUUCACGGUUCUUGCAUGCAGUGUUUCAAGUGUGCCACUUAUUUUCACGCAACAUGUGCUUCUCGUGCUGGAUAUUGCAUGGAAUUGCAUUGCGUUGAAAAGAAUGGGGUGCAAAUAACUAAAUGGAUAUCAUAUUGUGCUUUCCACAGGACACCUAGUGCGGAAAAUGUUCUAGUGAUUCUGACCCCGGAUGGGGUUUUUUCUAACAGAAGUUUGCUCCAAGGCCAGUAUCAAGAACAACGCUCGAGAGGUUCAAGGUUAAUCUCAACAAAUACUGUCAAGUGUUUGGAUUCAUCUCCUGCUGAUUCUAAUGAGUUCGAAGAGAUAUCUGCAGCAAGGUGCCGUGUUUACAAACGACCAAAUGUUAAGGGGAGAGGAACAGAAUCAGUUUUCCACCGCUUGAUGGGGCCUCGUCAUCAUGCUCUUGAUGUCAUAGAUUCUUUGAGUUAUCAUCAUAAAGAUAUGGAAGAGAUGGCAUCUUCAACAUUCAGUGAACGCUUAGAACAUUUGAAGAAAACAGAGAAAUAUCGGGUUUGCUUUGGUAAAUCAGGAAUACAUGGGUGGGGCCUCUUUGCAAGGCGAAGCAUCCAAGAAGGAGAAAUGGUUAUCGAAUAUUGUGGUGAGCAGGUGAGGUGUAGCAUUGCUGACCUAAGGGAGAAACGGUAUGGGUUGGAAGGCAAAGAUUGCUACCUUUUCAAGGUUAGUGACGAAAUAGUAAUUGAUGCCACAAAUAAGGGGAACAUUGCUCGAUUGAUUAAUCAUUCGUGCAUGCCUAACUGUUACGCGAGGAUCAUGAGCAUGGGCAAAGAAGAGAGUCGUAUAGUUCUUAUAGCUAAGACCAGCGUCUCGGCUGGUGAUGAGCUAACCUAUGAUUAUAAGUUUGAGGCGGAUGAGAGUGAGGAGGUUAAAGUCCCUUGCUUUUGUAAUGCGCCCUGCUGCCGAAAAUUUUUGAACUGA